This is a messenger RNA of Caenorhabditis elegans, 1401 nucleotides long. It is a transcript of the gene nhr-228, whose product is annotated as NR LBD domain-containing protein. Gene Ontology annotation, molecular function: RNA polymerase II cis-regulatory region sequence-specific DNA binding; DNA binding; DNA-binding transcription factor activity. The coding region runs from base 118 to 1308 and encodes 396 amino acids. The record is from RefSeq and is marked reviewed. Gene Ontology annotation, cellular component: nucleus. NCBI's taxonomy places the organism in Eukaryota, Metazoa, Nematoda, Chromadorea, Rhabditida, Rhabditidae. Gene Ontology annotation, biological process: regulation of DNA-templated transcription; DNA-templated transcription. The transcript has 7 exons.
UCUGUUGUUUGAUGUCUGCGCGUCUGCGUCUUAAGGCAAGGCCAUUGUACAAAUAAUAAUUGGCAUCACAUUUCCAACCUUAUUUUAUAUUUUUCUUAUUUUAAUUUUUUUUGAAAAAUGAACCAAGUCUCUACGUCAACUUCUCCAUUUUGCUGUAGAAUUUGCGAUCAGAGAGCUCAUGGCAACCACUUUGGAGUUAUUAGUUGUCGGGCGUGUGCUGCUUUUUUCAGAAGAACUGCUUCUGGGAAAUGGGAUAACCAAAAGUGUCGUGGAGGGUCUUGUGAUAAGAAAACGUACUACUGCAAACCGUGUAGAUUACAAAAAUGUCGAGACAUGGGAAUGGACACUACCAAAUUCCAAUUCAACCGAGACAACAUUCCCACCGCUGGUCAAUUCCAACUCCCUCCGCAAACUUUCGAAGCUUAUGUCGGACGGCCCGAAUUCCUGCUCUUCUGUGAUACCGAUGCUCCAAACUCCAAAGUCCUGAUAGACGUCAGAUACCUCCUUGAAGAAGCCGGCCGGCUAUUGAAUAAUGGGAUUAUCACACCAAUUUGGGCUGAAAAUCAACUGAAGAAGUUGACGCAAGGCUUUAAGCACAUUAAGCUGGAUACAGAUAACAUAAAGAAGGUUGAAACUGCGGAUCAGAAAGAGUUUAUGGAGAUGUGGGAGUACUAUUUUAUUACGGUGACAAAGUGGUUGAUGUACUUCGACGAGUUCCAGAAGUUGAACAGACAAAUUCAGAUGACAAUGCUCCAAGCAAUAUGGCAUGUGUUCAGCAAAUUGCACAAAUACGUGGCAACGUCCGCCUAUCAAAAAGCGACGCCACGUGCUAAACCAACAGAAGUCAUUAUAAAAGACGUUAUGAUGGACAUAGAAACUGUGAAUUUCGACUGUUCUUGGAUGAGCGAUUACCCAACAAAGGAUGUUUUUAAAUUUCUAUCCGCCCAGGCUUGCAAGGAAAUGGAUAUUGUUGGUACUCUCCACGAGCUGGAUCCUACUGACCUGGAAAUCACUUAUUUGUUUGCUCAACUUUGCUUCGAAUAUGUUGGCAAACGAUAUCAGGGUGAUAUUCUCAGAGUAGCCGAGCAGUUUCAAGAAAUUUUGGCGAAUGAUCUACAUCAUUAUUAUGUGGAAGAAAUGAACAGACCCAGAUACUUCCAAAGAUUGGCGAGACUCUUGAAAGUUAACAAUGCAAUUCAGAGAGCAAUCUGGGAGAGCCGCCCGAAAAUGGAGCUUGGUCGAGUGUUUAAUGUGCUGAAAAUUGAGUUCUCGCAUCCGGAAAUGUUCGAGGACUCUGGAUAUUAUUGAAGACAAUAACUUCUGUUCAAGAUUUUUUUCGUAAAUAUAAUUGUGUAUAUAAUUGUAAAAACAAUAAUGAAUCUUGAUGUAGUAAUUUUAAAA